AUGAUUCCAGCAAAGAGAAUUACGAGGAACGUUUCAUCUUCUUCUUCUAAUGAUAAUCUCAAGAAGUUGAAAACAAAGAGAACUAGGAGUAACCAUUCACCUUCUACUUCUAGAACCUCCGUUUCCAACCAACAGAAGAGUGUCCGACACGUCCCGAAUAUGAUUAUGUCUCGUGCAGGGAACCUAUGGGGUGCUAAAAAAAGGAGAACCCUAGUUUCCAAGCGUUCCAUCUUUGAGGCUAAAGAUUGCAACGAGAACUCAAAUAGUACGAAUAGGUCGACACGAGGAGAUAGCAACAUGGUUGGAGGCAAGGUUGAUGAGCGCCUUAAAGGGAAUAGUAUAGAUUGUAAUGCAGUUUCCAAGGAUUGUAUUCUGCCAUCUGAAGAUGCCAAUGUGAAGGCGGAGUAUACUUCCACUACUCACGACGAGACUAGUGGGAUACUUGAAAGAAGUCAGUCUGAUUGCUAUCGAGAGGAAACAUCACAGAAAUGUGUUAGGAAUGAUAAGAGUGAAAAUUUGACACAUAAAAGAAAAAGCACAGUAGUGGAUCAGGGUUCUGAUGUUACUGCUACAUUGGUUGACGGUGACUACCGCAACUUGAUAGAAAGGCCUUGCAGCAAUGUUGUAGAAACCAGUAGGUCUUCCAAAAGAAUAAGGCGGAGCAGUAAUGUCGACCAACCUACUUCAAUAUCUACAGACGAAAAGUCAUUUGCAAGAAACAUGGAAGACUCGGGUAGACCUCAAGGGAACAAUGCUGAAGAUAAGAAAAUAAGGAAUCAACAGAAGAGCUUACAUCUUUCACUGAAGCCACAGAUAGCAAAGCUUUGUGAAAUUCUUCUUCUCCCGGAUAAUGUCAAGAGUAUGGUCAGAAAGAUUCUUAAAUAUAUCAUGAACAAUCACCGUAUCUGUGCAGAACCAGUAACAAUAUUACAGGCUUUUCAAUUAUCUCUGUGUUUGACAGCUGCUUCUUUGCUAGAGCACAAACUUGACAUUGAAGCUUCCCUCAUUCUUGCAAAGAGGCACUUGAAUUUUGCCUGUAAGAAACAUGCCGUUGAUCAAAUUAAUACAAUGCUGUGGGAUCUGCGGGAAAAGUUUUUAUUACUCAAAGAAAACUCUAAUGUCACUGGCUCUCCAAAGGCUUAUGAAUCAUCAAGUAGGCUUACGCAUGUUGAAUCGACCGAAACGUAUGUUUCCAGAAAUAUUGAUGAAAGUCAGAAGCGCAAAAACCAAUGGAGAAAGCUACUUCAGAUGCAACUGGAAAGUAAAAAUAAUUUGAAAAAAGAUAUCGAGACCAAAGAGUCUGAUUUUGCAAAAAGGUACAAAAUAGAGUUGGGAGCUUAUAAAAAAUAUUAUGUGAUGACAAAACAGAAGCUCAAGGAUUACAAAGCAGAAUAUUAUAAAAGACUUGCGGAAUUGAAAAAACAGCAUGAAGUACGUCUCCAGGCUUUCGAGACCAAGAAGUUAGAAGCAAGGCAGAAAUUCCGAGAGUCAUGGACACUAGAUGAAGUGUUAGAAACUAGUCGUGAAUGUACCAUUUCCAGUGAAUUGAGUAGGGAGGAAGCUGUGAGGUUGCCUAAUACAGUCAAAAGUACUGAUUAUCAAGAGAAUGCAACUCUGAAUUCUUUGUCAACGGAUCAAAAAUCCGAUGCAGGUUUAGAUAGGGUCGUAUCAUCAAGACCUUGUAUCUCUUCUAGCGGCGAAGAGGCUGAAUGUCAAUUAAUAGACAAUGUGGUAGUGAAUGAAAGUACUACAUCAGACCACCAGGAAGUAGUACAUAAAACCAUGACAGAAAACACUUCGUCCCCGGUGACUUCAGUAUCUAGACCAGUGAAUCUCAUUGAGCCUCAAGAACAAGUGCACUUGAAGCCAUUAUCAUCCGUAGAGUCACCUCCUAGUCCAAGUAUUGAUUUACCUUCUAAUCAAUCCAAUCAUGUUUCAAUGGUCACAGAGCCUAUAGAGCAGAUGCAGAAGUUACAUUCUUCCAACCGGAAUUCCUCUAGUGAAAAUGCUCUCUCCAGCAAGAUUUGUGUGGCAUCAACUGCGUUUCAAAAUCAAGCCUCUGAGAAACCUGCCUCAAAUUUAGAAGUUGGUUCACGUAAGCAUCAAUUAGUGCCUCCAAUCUCGAACAUGGUCAUUGAUUCCCAUGUGUCUAGUGUAGUCAGAGCUCAGGACACAAGAAAUUUGUCGACUCAAAAAGUUAUCAAUAAUCAUCCUAUUCAAACUGCAGUACAAUUUCGUAAUCAAUUGGAAACAACAGUAAGGGAACAUGAUGAGCAAAAUGUGAAAACUCGUGAACUAAUGGUUAUUUUCUGCUCUACUCAUUGCUGUGAGAAUAUUUAUUUAGAUUUUAUAUCUUACCUUCCUUUUAUUGUAUUUGAUGGAACAGGAAUUACAGCUGAAAUAUAACUUU
Messenger RNA from Trifolium pratense (red clover), 2410 nucleotides. RefSeq names its product helicase protein MOM1-like. The transcript is spliced from 6 exons. NCBI's taxonomy places the organism in Eukaryota, Viridiplantae, Streptophyta, Magnoliopsida, Fabales, Fabaceae. Gene Ontology annotation, biological process: heterochromatin formation. The record is from RefSeq and is a predicted model, not a curated record. Bases 1 to 2406 code for a protein of 801 amino acids.